Messenger RNA from Penicillium malachiteum, 1137 nucleotides. Its product is annotated as H(+)-transporting V1 sector ATPase subunit C. The transcript has 6 exons. The record is from RefSeq and is a predicted model, not a curated record. Lineage: Eukaryota; Fungi; Ascomycota; Eurotiomycetes; Eurotiales; Aspergillaceae. Gene Ontology annotation, cellular component: vacuolar proton-transporting V-type ATPase, V1 domain. Gene Ontology annotation, molecular function: proton-transporting ATPase activity, rotational mechanism. Bases 1 to 1137 code for a protein of 378 amino acids. Gene Ontology annotation, biological process: proton transmembrane transport.
AUGUCUAAACCAGGAAAAUACCUCCUCCUCUCCCUCCCCACCUCCAUCGUCCCCUCGCACCACAAAGACGACGCCCUCGCCGCUGUCUCGACAACUGUCUCUCCCGAGAAUGGUUCCGCGGCCUCCUUUUCCAUCCCGGAGUUCAAGAUCGGCACACUAGAUGCCCUUGUCCAGCAAGCGGAUGAGCUUGCGAAGCUUGAGGGACAGUGUCAGGGAGUCGUCGCGAAGGUGGGCGAUGCGUUGAAGAAUAUCCUCGAAGGAGAUGAGGCACAGAUUGAGCGGAUGAAGGUUGUCAAUGAUAAACCUGUGGACCAGUACCUCCGCUCUUUCCAGUGGAAUAAGGUCAAGUAUCGCGCUGAUAAGCCAUUGGCUGAACUGAUUGAUCUGCUCUCGAAGUAUGCUAAUAUGCGAGGUAUUCAGGAAGCUGCUAGCAUCGACAAUGAUAUCCGGUUCAAGUACUCGCAAUAUAAUCAGGUCAAGAAUAACUUGGCUACCCUGCAACGUAAACAAGCAGGAAACCUCUCAACAAAAUCCCUCGCCUCAAUCGUGGACCCCAAGUCCGUCGUCCAAGACUCGGAGUACAUUGAAACUCACCUCGUCGCCGUUCCCUCCCAACUAGUAAAGGAUUUCCUGAAGACCUACGAGACCAUCUGUGAGAUGGUCGUUCCCGGUCCGCACAAUUGCGCGACAUUUGUCCACAGGUGCCGUGAGCAGAAGUGGAUUCCACGAGACUUCAAGUACGUUGAGGGUGGAAAGGAGGAGGAGCGGAAGGAGGUUGAGCGUGUUGGAGGGGAUGAGCGUAAGCUCUGGGGUGAGACACUUCGACUUGGACGGACGGCCUGGAGCGAGGCUGUUAUGGUCUGGGUUCAUAUUCUUGUGUUGAGGGUCUUUGUUGAGACGGUCUUGCGGUAUGGAUUGCCGUUGGACUUUGUCUGUGCUUUGAUUCGGACUCCGUCAGUGAAGCAGGCCGACAAGGCUAAGCAGAACCUCGAGGAGAAGUACUCCUACCUUGCUGGAAAUGCUUUCGGUCGUGACAAGAAGGGUCGCGUGAAGCGGGAUGAUCCUAAUGAGAUGCAUGGAGCUGAGGGCAGUGCGGACUACACGGCUUAUGUUUUAUACGAGUUCGAGUUCCAGUGA